This is a messenger RNA of Salvelinus namaycush (lake trout), 5101 nucleotides long. Its product is annotated as rho guanine nucleotide exchange factor 1-like. The record is from RefSeq and is a predicted model, not a curated record. NCBI's taxonomy places the organism in Eukaryota, Metazoa, Chordata, Actinopteri, Salmoniformes, Salmonidae. The coding region runs from base 125 to 3295 and encodes 1056 amino acids. Gene Ontology annotation, molecular function: guanyl-nucleotide exchange factor activity; G protein-coupled receptor binding. Gene Ontology annotation, cellular component: cytoplasm. The transcript has 28 exons. Gene Ontology annotation, biological process: G protein-coupled receptor signaling pathway; intracellular signal transduction.
CAACUGGGGAUGGAAAAAGUUACAUGAAAACCAGAUUUUAUAUAGCUAGAUCAUAUUGAAAACUGUAUUAUUAUAUCAAACCAAUAUAUUUUGACAUCGUCAUGCAUGACUUUGCCAGUGGUUUAUGCAGAUAAAAAAAAUCAGGCAAGGGAAAAUUGUGCACUUGAAUUUGUACUUCCGCGUACAAUGUUUUUUUCCAGCGACAUACGACAACUUUCGAACAGCGAACCAUAAUAGACGUUUGUCAGUCUUUUUUUUGUUGUUGCUGUAUUUUGAGGGGGGAGCGUUUGGGGCUCAGUGGUCUAACCCAGCCAUGAGCAUCAUCGGGGCCGAGGAUGAGGACUUUGAGAAUGAUCUGGACCCCACGGUGGAUGACCACAGCAGUCACUUCACCAGUAUAGAGCUAGUGAAGAGCCGGCCAACCCACCUGCUGGUCUUCCUUCAGCACGUCAUCCUGCAGUUCGACUGUUCCUCCCUGUUGUGUUACCUCCAUGCUGACCUCUUCAAGUACCUCAGUACCAAAGAGACCAAGAAGCAGUUUGUGGAGUUCUACAACAGCUUCCUGGACAAGGGCGCUAUUCUCAGAGUGCAAAUCCCUCACAAUGUAUCGUUUGAGUUGGACCGUACCAGACCAGACCUGCUCAGUGAGGAGCAGCAGAGGAAGUUUGUCCAGGAUGUCCAGUUGGCUCAGGCCCCAGAGGUGCUGCGACAGCUGGAAGACUUUAGGCAGAAGAGGAUGAUGGGUAUGACCCCUAACGCGGCAGAGCUGCUGGAGGUGGAGUCUCACUACCCCACCGAUCGUAUCCCCAUGGAGAUGAAGGAGAAGGCCGUGGCAGAGACCCUGCUGGACAAAAUGUCUGAGAUCCAUCCCUCCAUCGUCGCAGACGAGGAGAAAUGUUCGUCGAUCUUUGCAGCAGUGGCCUUCUACAUGAAGCACCUAGGAGUGAAGUCCAGAGUAGCUGACAGUAAGAAGUCCAGAGGGUUCUUCAGGAGACCCCUUGGGAAGAAUAAGAAGAGUGAGGAGUCCACUAAAUCUAAACCGAAGGGGGGUUUUCCCAACAUCCUCAGCGCCGCCGGUGGCUGGAUUGCUGGCAGCACUGAGGUCAAACUUCCUAAAGUGGAGGCUGAAGUGGAUAAAGAGAAGGUGAAUCAGGAGCGUAAGGUUCCCAGCAGCCUCGUCCCCUCUCGAGGCUCCUCCGCCCCUGAUGCCGCCCCUCCAGCAUUAAACAGGAAGUCUGUUUCCACAGGAUCCUCCCCCCAUCAGGGUUUGGAGGUCAGCGAGGGCUCAGGGGUUCACAUCAGUGUGACCUCCAGCCCAGACUUCUCCCACAGCGAGAUAGGUCUGUUCAGCAGUCGUUCGGACCCCCAGUUGGUGGCGGAGGGGGGCGAGGUGUCCCCCGCGGGGAUGGCAGGGGGGCUGGCUGUAUGGGAGCCCCCCUCACCCAAUGAACCCCCCCUGGAGGAAAACCUGGACAAAGACAGUGUUGAUGAAGGGGUGUUACUCCCCGAGGGUGUGCUCCCAGGUCUUUCCCUCUCUGGCCCCACCCCCCAGCAGGAGGAACAGGACCCUCGCCUCCUGGAGCUGGAGCAGGACCCGCCCAACUGGAGAGAACACACCCCCCCAGACACCCUCAAAGACCUCAGCAAGAAGGAGACCAAGCGACAGGAGGUCAUCAACGAGUUGUUUGCGACGGAGCACGCCCACGUGCGCAUGCUGAGUGUUCUGCAGACAGUGUUCUGGAAGCCUCUGGAGAGAGAGGAACUCAUGACCGCCACAGAGCUGGCCACCAUCUUCCCCAGCCUGGAUGAGAUCAUAGACAUGCACUAUGCUUUCUAUGAGCACCUGAAGAAGCUGCGUCAGCACAAUUUCAUCGUCAAGGCCAUCGGAACCACGUUACUCAACAGGUUUGGAGGGACAGAGGGUGAGUGGUUUCAGAAGCUGACGUCUAGGUUCUGUAGUCACCAGACGUGGGCCCUGGAACAGCUGAAGAUGAGACAGAAGAAAGACCCUCGUUUCAACUCCUUCAUACUGGAGGCAGAGAGUAGGCCUCAGUGUCGUAGGCUGCAGCUGAAGGACAUCAUCCCCACUGAGAUGCAGAGGCUCACCAAAUACCCCCUACUGCUGGAAAACAUUGCCAAGUGCACAGAGGACACCUUGGAGAAGGAGAGUAUUCAGCAGAGUGCAGAGUGCUGUAGGAAGAUCCUCAACCACGUCAACGAGGAGGUCAAACAGAUGGAGAACCUGCUGACCCUGAAAGACUACCAGCGCAGGCUGGACACCUCAGGACUCAAACCCAGUAACGAGCUGUAUCUGGAGUACAAGUACCUUGACCUGGCCCAGAGAAGGAUGAUCUAUGAGGGGCCUCUGACCUGGAGAGUGACCAAGGAGAAAACAUUAGAAGUGCAGUGUGUGUUGCUGGGGGAUCUGUUGGUGCUGUUACAGAAGCAGGAUGAUAAGAUGGUGUUGAAGUGUCAGAGUAAGAGUAACAUCGCUGUUCAGGAGGGCAAGCAGAUGCUCAGCCCUAUCAUAAAACUAGACUCUGCCUUCCUCCGAGAGGUGGCCACAGACCGUAAGGCCUUCUAUGUGAUCUUCACCUGGGACAGCGGGGCUCAGAUCUACGAACUGGUGGCUCAAUCUGUCGGGGAGAGGAGGAACUGGACAGAUGUGAUCAAGAUGGCGGUAGAUGAGCUGAAGAAGACAGGACCUCCAUCUGACCUGAAGAGAGGAAACAGCAUCUUAACUGGAGGAGGAAACCCAUACAGCCCCACCACGUUUCCUCAACCCCCUCUCAGCCCCACUGAAAAUGGAGGAGUCUUGUUGAAAAACAGCAUUGAACGAGAUAAGAACAUCCUGACGGAUGAGAUGAAGUCUGUGGACUCUCGUCAUUCGCUGAUUGAUUACCUCUCGGACAAAGGCUUCGACUUGAUUGGCCACAGCAACAGUGAUCAGGUGAAAGUGGCCAAUAGCGCGUUAAACGAAGUCAUAUCCCUCAAGAGGCUGUUGGUUGGCAGCAUCAGCCUAUCAGACAACUCACAGCCUGAUGAGGAGAAUGGAAGAGAGGUACCAGAGAGCCAGGACCAUGGACUGCAAGGGGAGGAGGGUGGAGGGAUGAAGAUAGAGGAGGAGGGAGGGAUCAGUGCUCCUCUGGUUCUGUCCCAGGAGAGGAUGGAGGAGGUGCGCCGGAAACUGCAGAGUCUGGAGGUACAGCUGAAGAGACUGCAGAGUGUUGAGGAGGAGCACCACAGGCUGCAGCAGGCCCUGUCUAAGUUCUCCCUGGAGGGGGGCAACUUCUAGUGGGACACCAGAUCACUGUAAGUGCUGGAUUGGAGUGCUCGAGUUGCUUUUGGAGGAUUGAUGAAUGCGUCCUGGAAUUUCCUAUUUACUAAACACUCUCUGUGCUCCACUGCCAUGCCUGAGCCCUUGUUAAACAUUUCCAGGGGGUCACAGCCAACCGUGAGGCCCUUGCAAGGCGGAGGAGGAAGGCUUUACGCAAAGUAGUUGAGUAAUGCAAUGUGGGAGGGGUGUGUUUGAGGUGUUUGUGAAGAUGCUAGUAUGUGCAAGUGAGUGAGCGUGUGAGAGAUGGGAGUUUUGCAAACAGGUGCCAAAGAUUGGAGCAGUAGUUUGCUGUGAGAGAGAUGCUGCCUGGGCUUAUUGAUUGUGAGCUUCUGCAACACACACACACACACACACACACACACACACACACACACACACACACACACACACACACACACACACACACACACACACACACACCACACACACCAGAUACUUCCCCCAGUGCAUGUUCGGUAAAUAUAUCUAUCAUUGCCAACUGUAGGGGUUUGGACUGUAUAAUAAACCCCCAUGUAUGCAUGUAGCGAGAGAUACUAGUGUCAGCCCUAUAGAGGGCGAUGUAGAGCUGUAGAACCAGACAGGAACAUGCUCAGAGUUGUGAAAUUCUGGUAACUUUUCCAAAAUUCACAGGUUUUCCCCAAAUCCUGGUUGGAAGAUUCCUGGAUUCAGGAGGGAAUAAGGAGGAAUUCUGGGAGUCCUUCAACCGGGGAUUUCUGAAAAUCCUGGGAUUUUUGGGAAACUUUCCAAACCUAGACAUUUUACUGAACAUUUAGUAUGCCUCUAUAUCCAGUACAUGCCAAAGUACAGCAGAGAUGCACUUUUAAGUUAGUAUAAUCCAAUUCAAGUGACCACCCACACUGAAUUCCCAACCUUGAAUUUGCAAAUAUUUAUUACUAUUAUUAUGAUAAUAUAUAAUAUGCCAUUUAGCAGACGCUUUUAUCCAAAGCAACUUAGUCAUGCAUGCAUACAUUUUUACAUUUUACCCCAAUUGUUGAGAAGAUCUGUGCGUGUGUGUGUGUUUGUGUGUUGUAGAAGCAAAAUGUCCUUCUGGAGUUACUGUAAUAGAGUUCUGUUAGAACUGUAAUUAUGGCUCAAACAUUCAUCCAGUAGUAUUGGAAUUGAUCAUGUUGUUAGGGAUAUAGACGGUGUGUCUACGGCUUUUGGCUUCAGCUGCCUCUCAUUUGGACCCUGCUACUGUGCUGGGCCGGGCGAUAGUGGGAUGGACAGAUGCACAGAGAUGGGAUGUAGAUUAGAGAUGGAGGGAUACAGUAAGGAAGAGAGGAGUAAGGGAGGAGAGGAGGCAAAGGGUUUUUCCUUGGAAGACCAACUUGAUUAGUAGUGUAUUAGAUGGUGAUGGAGGUAGAUGUAGAGAGAAGACUUGAAGUUCAGUGUUCAAUGUGCUGUGGAAUCGGUUAUAGGGGCCUCCCGAGUGGUGCAGUGGUCUAAGGCACUGCAUCGCAGUGCUAGCUGUGCCACUAGAGAUUCUUGGUUCGAGUCCAGGUUCUGUCGCAGCCGGCAGCGACAGGGAAACCCAUGGGGCGGCGCACAAUUGGCCCAGCGUUAUUCGGGUUUGGCCCAGCGUCGUUCGGGUUAGGGGAGGGUUUGGCUGGCAUCGAUGUCCUUGUCCCAUCACGCACUAGCGUCUCCUGAGGCGGGCCGGGCACAAUGCACGCUGACACGGUCGCCGGGUGUACAGUGUUUCCUCCGACGCAUUGGUGCGGCUGGCUUCUGGGUUAAAUGGGCAUUGUGUCAAGAAGCAGUGAG